Messenger RNA from Dermatophagoides pteronyssinus (European house dust mite), 1201 nucleotides. RefSeq names its product fatty acid-binding protein-like. Gene Ontology annotation, molecular function: lipid binding. The record is from RefSeq and is a predicted model, not a curated record. NCBI's taxonomy places the organism in Eukaryota, Metazoa, Arthropoda, Arachnida, Sarcoptiformes, Pyroglyphidae.
UUGUUUUUCCAUCAACAAGAAUUUUUCUUGAAGAAAUAUCAUUUGGAUUGAAUUAUUGAAUGAUUUUAUUUAAUAUAAGCCGAAAUUCUUUAAAUUUUUUUCUCCUGUAAAUCAUCAUUUCAUCCAAUUAUCACCAUCCACUUGGAAUUUUAAUUCAAACACAGUUCAUUAAUCCAAUCUCAACUCAAAAUAAAAAACGUUUGCUUGUUUUUGUGUGUGUUCAUCAUUUUACAUUUCAAAAAAUCAUCUUCUUUCAAUCAAAUCAAAUCAAUAAUCAUCAUAAUUAACAAAAUAUGGCCUCAUCAAAGCUCAAAACAUUUUCAUUUAUUCUAUAUGGUGUUGUUACUUUUUUAUUAUUGUGUGCAGUUCUUGUACUAAUAUUUAAAGAUGAUAAAUCAAAUUGUCCAAAACCAAAAUUAUCAAGUGCCGAAUUAUCAAAUUUAUUGGAAGAAAAUGUUAUUAAUGAUACAUUAACAGUAUCAUCAAGUGAACCAAUUGGUAAUAAUAAAAAUCCAUCCGAACCGGUAAAAGAUUAUAAUUUUGUUGGAGAAUAUGAAUUAGUUAGUAGCGAUAAUUUUGAUGAAUUUUUAACCGAAUUGGGUAUUGGUUAUUUUACACGUUUAGCUGCAACAGCAGCAUCAUCACGUUAUUAUAUAACAAAAGAUGGUGAUUCAUAUACAUUAAAAACUGUAUCAACAUUCGGUAAUUCAGCUAUAACAUUUAAAGAUUCUGUACCGUUUGAUGAAGAUCGUUUGGAUGGUCAAACAGUUAAAUCAACCAUACAGAUUAAAGGUAAUAAAUGGAUACAGAAACAAGAAGGUGAUGGUCCUGAUGUUCAUAUUAUACGUGAAUUUUCACCCGAACAAAUUAAAGUUACAUCGAUUGUUAAUGAUGUUGCAUCCAUAAGAAUUUAUAAAAAAGUUGCCUAAAUUAUUAUGAUGAUGAUCAACAUUGAUAUAUUUAUCAUCAUCAUUUUAACACUCCACUCUCCAUUUAUAUAUUAUUUAUUUGUUUAAUCAAAACAAAAUAUAUUUUGUCAAACAUCCAAAUGAAUGAAUGAAUGAAAAAAAAAGACAAAAUGAUCAAGUUUUUUUUUAAAUCCAAAUUCUUUCUCUCAGUGCCAUUGAUUGGCACCUUAUUUACACAAACAAACACCACACGUUUACACAACAAGCAUUUACAUGAUUUUUAUUUUUCACAA